GCGACCCCUCCCUCCUGUCCUCCUUGCGGUCGACCGGUGCGCUUGCCAGAUCCGCCGCGGAGCCGGGAUCGAAGGCCACAGCGCGGCCAAGGGGGCGCGGCCGGGACAAGCUGGGAGCCGGUUGCCCGGAGCAGGGACGGCGGCGACCCGGCCGCUGGAGAGGCGGGAAGAUAGACCCACGGAUUUUAGGAGGGGAUCCGAGAGCGCAGCUGUGAAACUGGCUGGGGCUGGGGGCACGAAACCGAUCAGCACUACGGAGCGCAGCGGCCGGCGGGUUCCAGUGUCCUCCGGCGGCGCCGGGAGCAGGUGAACAGGUCCUCACGCCCAGCUCCGCGCCCUCACGCGCUCUCGCCGGGACCCCGCUCCCGCUCGCAGCCAUGGGCCCCCGCCCCAGCCGCGCGCCCCGCGCCCCACGCCUGAUGCUCUAUGCGCUCGCCUUGAUGGUGGCGGCCGGCGACUGCGUCGUCUCCGCCUUCAACCUGGAUACCCGAUUCCUGAUAGUGAAGGAGGCCGGGAACCCGGGCAGCCUCUUCGGCUACUCGGUCGCCCUCCAUCGGCAGACAGAGCGGCAGCAGCGCUACCUGCUCCUGGCUGGUGCCCCCCGGGAGCUCGCUGUGCCCGAUGGCUACACCAACCGGACUGGUGCUGUGUACCUGUGCCCACUCACUGCCCACAAGGACGACUGUGAGCGGAUGAACAUCACAGUGAAAAGUGACCCUGGCCAUCACAUUAUUGAGGACAUGUGGCUUGGAGUGACUGUGGCCAGCCAGGGCCCUGCAGGCAGAGUUCUGGUCUGUGCCCACCGCUACACCCAGGUGCUGUGGUCGGGGUCAGAAGACCAGCGGCGCAUGGUGGGCAAGUGCUACGUGCGAGGCAAUGACCUAGAGCUGGACUCCAGUGAUGACUGGCAGACCUACCACAACGAGAUGUGCAACAGCAACACAGACUACCUGGAGACGGGCAUGUGCCAGCUGGGCACCAGCGGUGGCUUCACCCAGAACACUGUGUACUUCGGCGCCCCCGGUGCCUACAAUUGGAAAGGAAACAGCUACAUGAUUCAGCGCAAGGAGUGGGACUUAUCUGAGUAUAGUUACAAGGACCCAGAGGACCAAGGAAACCUCUAUAUUGGGUACACGGUGCAGGUAGGCAUCGCCAUCCUGCACCCCAAAAACAUCACCAUCGUGACAGGUGCCCCACGGCACCGACAUAUGGGCGCAGUGUUCUUGCUGAGCCAGGAGGCAGGUGGAGACCUGCGGAGGAGGCAGGUGCUGGAGGGCUCGCAGGUGGGCGCCUAUUUUGGCAGCGCCAUUGCCCUGGCAGACCUGAACAACGAUGGGUGGCAGGACCUCCUGGUGGGCGCCCCCUACUACUUUGAGAGGAAAGAGGAAGUAGGGGGUGCCGUCUAUGUCUUCAUGAACCAGGCGGGAACCUCCUUCCCUGCUCACCCCUCGCUCCUUCUUCAUGGCCCCAGUGGCUCUGCCUUCGGCUUAUCUGUGGCCAGCAUUGGUGACAUCAACCAGGAUGGAUUUCAGGAUAUUGCCGUGGGAGCUCCGUUUGAAGGCUUGGGCAAAGUGUACAUCUAUCACAGUAGCUCUAAGGGGCUCCUCAGACAGCCCCAGCAGGUAAUCCACGGAGAGAAGCUGGGACUGCCUGGCUUGGCCACCUUCGGCUAUUCCCUCAGUGGGCAGAUGGAUGUAGAUGACAACUUCUACCCAGACCUUCUAGUGGGAAGCCUGUCAGACCACAUUGUGCUGCUGCGGGCCCGGCCCGUCAUUAACAUCGUCCACAAGACCUUGGUGGCCAGGCCAGCUGUGCUGGACCCCGCACUUUGCACGGCCACCUCUUGUGUGCAAGUGGAGCUGUGCUUUGCUUACAACCAGAGUGCCGGGAACCCCAACUACAGGCGAAACAUCACCCUGGCCUACACUCUGGAGGCUGACAGGGACCGCCGCCCGCCCCGGCUCCGCUUUGCCGGCAGUGAGUCCGCUGUCUUCCACGGCUUCUUCUCCAUGCCCGAGAUGCGCUGCCAGAAGCUGGAGCUGCUCCUGAUGGACAACCUCCGUGACAAACUCCGCCCCAUCAUCAUCUCCAUGAACUACUCUUUACCUUUGCGGAUGCCCGAUCGCCCCCGGCUGGGGCUUCGGUCCCUGGACGCCUACCCGAUCCUCAACCAGGCACAGGCUCUGGAGAACCACACUGAGGUCCAGUUCCAGAAGGAGUGCGGGCCUGACAACAAGUGUGAGAGCAACUUGCAGAUGCGGGCAGCCUUCGUGUCAGAGCAGCAGCAGAAGCUGAGCAGGCUCCAGUACAGCAGAGACGUCCGGAAACUGCUCCUGAGCAUCAACGUGACGAACACCCGGACCUCGGAGCGCUCCGGGGAGGACGCCCACGAAGCGCUGCUCACCCUGGUGGUGCCUCCCGCCCUGCUGCUGUCCUCAGUGCGCCCCCCUGGGGCCUGCCAAGCUAAUGAGACCAUCUUUUGCGAGCUGGGGAACCCCUUCAAACAGAACCAGAGGAUGGAGUUGCUCAUCGCCUUCGAGGUCAUCGGGGUGACCCUGCACACAAGGGAACUUCAGGUGCAGCUGCAGCUCUCCACGUCGAGUCACCAGGACAAUCUGUGGCCCAUGACCCUCACUCUGCUGGUGGACUAUACACUCCAGACCUCGCUUAGCAUGGUAAAUCACCGGCUACAAAGCUUCUUUGGGGGGACAGUGAUGGGCGAGUCUGGCAUGAAAACUGUGCAGGAUGUAGGAAGCUCCCUCAAGUAUGAAUUCCAGGUGGGCCCAAUGGGGGAGGGGCUGGUAGGCCUGGGGACCCUGGUCCUAGGUCUGGAGUGGCCCUACGAAGUCAGCAAUGGCAAGUGGCUGCUGUAUCCCACGGAGAUCACCGUCCAUGGCAAUGGGUCCUGGCCCUGCCGACCACCUGGAGACCUUAUCAACCCUCUCAACCUCACUCUUUCUGACUCUGGGGACAGGCCGUCAUCCCCACAGCGCAGGCGGCGACAGCUGGAUCCAGGGGGAGGCCAGGGCCCCCCACCUGUCACUCUGGCUGCUGCCAAAAAAGCCAAGUCUGAGACUGUGCUGACCUGUGCCACCGGGCGCGCCCACUGUGUGUGGCUGGAGUGCCCCAUCCCUGAUGCCCCCAUUGUCACCAAUGUGACUGUGAAGGCACGAGUGUGGAACAGCACCUUCAUCGAGGAUUACGGAGACUUUGACCGAGUCCGGGUAAAUGGCUGGGCUACCCUAUUCCUCCGAACCAGCAUCCCCACCAUCAACAUGGAGAACAAGACCACGUGGUUCUCCGUGGACAUUGACUCGGAGCUGGUGGAGGAGCUGCCAGCCGAGAUCGAGCUGUGGCUGGUGCUGGUGGCCGUGGGUGCAGGGCUGCUGCUGCUGGGGCUGAUCAUCCUCCUGCUGUGGAAGUGUGACUUCUUUAAGCGGACCCGCUAUUAUCAGAUCAUGCCGAAGUACCACGCGGUGCGGAUCCGGGAGGAGGAGCGCUACCCACCUCCAGGGAGCACCCUGCCCACCAAGAAGCACUGGGUGACCAGCUGGCAGACUCGGGACCGAUACUACUGACGUCCUUCCUGAUCCCACCCCCUCCUCCCCCAGUGUCCCCUUUCUUCCUAUUUAUCAUAAGUUAUGCCUCUGACAGUCCACAGGGGCCACCGCCUUUGGCUGGCAGCAGCAGGCUCAGGCACAUACACCUCGUCAAGAGCAUGCACAUGCUGUCUGGCCCUGGGGAUCUUCCCACAGGAGGGCCAGCGCUGUGGACCUUACAACGCUGAGCGCACUGCGGUCCUGUGCCCUAGACGCACGUGGGGCCCACUGCUCAUGGACUGUGCUGGCGCAUCAUGGAUGGUGCAUGGGUUCGCCGUGUCUCAGCCUCUGCCUGCGCCAAAACAAGCCAAAGAGCAUCCUGCCAGAGCAGGGAGAAAAAGGCCCCUGCAAUGUAUUGACACCUCCCCCUUUCACACUGGAUCCAUCUUGAGCCACAGUCACUGGAUUGACUUUGCUGUCAAAACUACUGACAGGGAGCAGCCCCCUGGGCCCCUGGCUGGUGGGCCGCCAUUGACACCCAUGCCAGAGAGCUGGGGGUCCUGCCUAAGGUUGUCCAUGGGGGCACUUGGAGGACCUGGCGUGCUCAGACCCAACAGCAAAGGAACUAGAAAGAAGGUCCCAGAACGGCUUUCUUUCCUGCAUCUCUGUGAAGCCUCUCUCCUUGGCCACAGACUGAACUCGCGGGGAGUGCAGCGGGAAGGAACAAAGACAGGCAAACGGCAAGGUAGCCUGGGCUCACUGUGCUGGGGCACGGCGGGAUCCUCCACAGAGAGGAGGGGCCAAUUCUGGACAGACAGAUGUUGGGAGGAUACAGAGGAGAUGCCACUUCUGACUCACCACUACCAGCCAGCCUCAGAAGGCCCCAGAGAGACCCUACAAGACCACAGAGGGAGCGACACUUGAAUGUAGAACAGGCAGGGGGCCCUGCCCGGCCACAUCCAGCCAGACCCCACGCUGACCAUGUAUCAGGGGCCUAGAGGUGGAUUUCUUAGCUAUCCUUGGCUUUCAGAGCCAGCCUGGCUCUGCCCCCUCCCCUAUGGGCUGUCUCCUAAGGCCCAUUUGAGAAGCUGAGGCUAGUUCCAGAAAACCUCUCCCGACCCCUGCCUGUUGGCAGGCCCACUCCCCAGCCCCAGCCCCUUCCAUGGUACUGUAGCAGGGGAAUGCCCUCCCCCUCCUCGUGCCUUCUUUGUAUAUAGGCUUCUCACGGCGACCAAUAAACAGCUCCUAGUUUGUA
Messenger RNA from Symphalangus syndactylus (siamang), 4794 nucleotides. RefSeq names its product integrin subunit alpha 3 (gene ITGA3). Gene Ontology annotation, molecular function: integrin binding. Gene Ontology annotation, biological process: cell adhesion mediated by integrin; cell-matrix adhesion; leukocyte migration. The record is from RefSeq and is a predicted model, not a curated record. NCBI's taxonomy places the organism in Eukaryota, Metazoa, Chordata, Mammalia, Primates, Hylobatidae. Gene Ontology annotation, cellular component: integrin complex; external side of plasma membrane.